Cucurbitaria berberidis CBS 394.84 is the source of this 1358-nucleotide messenger RNA. Its product is annotated as taud/tfda taurine catabolism dioxygenase. Gene Ontology annotation, molecular function: oxidoreductase activity. The record is from RefSeq and is a predicted model, not a curated record. The transcript has 2 exons. NCBI's taxonomy places the organism in Eukaryota, Fungi, Ascomycota, Dothideomycetes, Pleosporales, Cucurbitariaceae. Bases 1 to 1158 code for a protein of 385 amino acids.
AUGGCCACAGUAUCCACAGUCACAGCCCCUCAAGGCGUUGGGGCAGGUGCUGGGCGACCUUCCAGUAGUCAACUCAGCGUGACUGCAUUUGAUAUACCAAACAGCCGAAUCGUGCAUGGCGAGAAAUUCCCGCUCGGCCUAGAGCUGAAGAGCAAGGAUACUGUCGACAUCGACACGGCUAUUCAAAAAAUUGAAGAGUUGUCGCAAGCAGGCGCAUUCAAAGACUUGCUCACGAAUCAUGGGACGAUUCUCUUCCGCGGCUUCCCCCUCACAAACGCAACCGACUUCCAAAAGUUCGUGCGCGCGUUCAAAUUCAAGAACCCGCACCGCGAAGUUGGUCUUGCCGGAAAGCGGACGACAGUGACAACCGACAUCAAGACAGCAAACGAAGAGCCUCCAGACGUAAAGUUCUACUACCACUCCGAGUACGGUCGUAGCGCACAUUUCCCUGGAAUUCUCUUCUUCUACUCGCAGAUCGUGCCAGAAUCCGGCGGACAAACUCCGCUUCUUUCUUCUCUGGAGCUGUACGAUAGAUUGAAGGAGGAUCUACCUGAAUUCGUGAGGCAUCUUGAGGAAAGGGGGAUUAUUGGUCGACAGUACUUCCCCGCCAAGGAGGACCCUGAGGCGGAGCAUAUUGGUUGGAACUGGAGAGAUUCGUACGGAUGGGACAUCAAAGAUGACGACACGUUGGAGGUGCAAAGAGCCAAGGUCGAAGCUGUUUUGAAAGACCAACUCGAAGCAGAUGGUGAGUGGCAACCAAAUGGCUCUCUGCUUGUCCUGCAGCGCUUGCCGGCUAUCAGAUAUAUUGGCUCAACCGGCAAACCUAAACCAACCUUCUUCAAUGGACUUGCUGGCGUGUAUGGCCGCGGGAGGGACAACCAUGCGCUCGAAGCCCCACACAAGGGAGACGACGGAAAAUACCACCUACCGACAACGUACGGGGACGGUUCACCCAUCCCAACGGAGUAUUUGGAGAGGCUGCUAGAGAUCUCGGACGAGAUAGGAUUCCUGGUUCCGUGGCAGGAAGGCGACGUGGCUUUGAUUAAUAACUUCACGGUGCAACAUGCGAGGACUCCGUGGGUAGGAAACCGGUCACUUCUCGUGAGCCUUUGGGAUGGCGAUGAACGAUUUGUUAGACGCGAGCAGAUUCCUGCUUAGUUAUAGUAAUACGCUUGAAUAGUCUAUUCCGGAAAAGAGGGCUAUCGCUACAACGCCGCCUAGUGGUGAAGACCCAAAAGUCCUAGUGUAAGGUUGCGUGCCGUUUCUGGUGGCGGCAUAGUAAUGAGCAAUGCGUCCCCCAAAACCUGUUCCAAACUCCAGGAAAUGCAUGGCACAAUGUACAUGCGGCGAGCAGCCCU